CUCAUACCCUCUGGGCAAGUGUUUACCUUCUCCCAGGCUUACACCACAUCAUGAUUACAUCUAGCAUUUCCUAUUCAGUCUGAGCCUCAGAGUGUUGUAUGGAAAUCACCAUGAAAUCCUCUCUGGUCAUCCUCCUUUGCUCCUCACUGCUUCAGUGCAUGAGAGUGGAAGGAGCACCUGGGGUCAAGGAAUACCUGGAAGAGGAAGCUCAGAGAUUGCAGCAACUGGCUCAAGAAGUGGGUGAAAGAGCCACCAACGUCACAACCAAAGGCCUCACCACAACACUGAAAGCAGUGAAGGAUACAGUGAAGGACAUGAUGGCCAAUGUAGAGGACUGGGUGAAUCAGUUAGGAGAAGAGGAAGAGGAGGAAGGAAAAAAAGAAACACAGGAGAAUGAUCUUGGGAUUGUUCCUCAUUCUGACCUUCACCGGGAGAUUCUCAUCAACCAGCAACUCAUGAAGGAACUUAUCAACAUCUCCCUGAUAGCCAUGCCCCUCAUCUACAAUACAGACAAGACAUCUCAGAAGCUGAAGCAAAAGCUUCUCCUACCAGAAGAUCACCAUGACUGUUUUCUUCAUAUCAUGCACCCAAGGAAGCCUGCAGAUUCACCUCUUGUCAUGCAGCCCAUCCUCCUGCCCAAAGACACUUUGAUGCACCCUUUCACAAUCCAAAUUCUAGCAAAGUUCACCUCAAUUGAGAACGUUCAACUGGCUCUAUCUGAUCAUGAAGGUCAAGAAGGAGGGAACAUCUGGAACAUGGAAUUUGAUUCUGUUCAUCAGUCUUUGGUUUGGGAAGGAAUCAAAAGAGAGGAGAUAUUGAAGAGUCCUGCCUGGCCAACAGAGCAACAAAUCCCAUUUGUUCUUCACAUUCAGGUGAGUCGUGACAGUGGAGAGGUGACCACACAGAUGAAUCGCAUCAAGGAACUGCACGAGCUGGACCUCAAUCACACGACCAAGAUCAACACGAGUGCCAGACAGAUAGACUACUUCCGGGUGACCAGCAGUGCAGAUGCCUUGCAGAUUUUCAGCAUCAACAUCUUUAAGGGAAUCCUUGAAGCACCUUAUGGUGUCAGCAUUAACUGAUCCAAACACACUUUUCAAUGGUCAUUUUCUGAUGGGCGAAGAAAGGGCAUGUUUGAAAAAUUACCUUAAAGACAUGAUCCUUGUAAGAAAUGCCUAUAACCAUUGCAAGAUGAGUGUCUCUAUUAUAAUGUAUGAGUUUUCCUAAUAAACAAAACCUUACUGACUCACUGUA
Messenger RNA from Darwinula stevensoni, 1254 nucleotides. NCBI's taxonomy places the organism in Eukaryota, Metazoa, Arthropoda, Ostracoda, Podocopida, Darwinulidae. The record is from the annotation of a GenBank genome assembly.